AUGGCGCAACCACCGCGUGCCUCCGAGAAGGAAAAGACGGCGCGACUCGUCGAGUCACUUUCCAGGCAUGAGCAGGUGACGCUCUUGGCGCAGGCGCUCUUGCGGGAGUACAUGCAUCGGCGCGGCCUACGCGAGACGCUGCGCACCUUUGACGCGGAGAGCCCGCGUGAUGAGCGCACCAUCUCAUCUCGCGCUCUCAUGCGUCAACUGCUGAACAUUCCUGUCGAAGGCCGGCCAUCACGGCUGCAACCCACCACUUCUUCUUCAUCGGCGAAACCGCAGGCUCCGACCUUCAUGGAGGAGCUCUGCUCCUAUCGGCUGACAAAGAGCAGCUACAGGAGCCUGAACGGGAAGCGGGGUGACGAACAGCAGCGUAUCCAGGAGGAAGACCCCAGUGAUGUGGAGCUCCGUGCAUUGCACGAGGCGGCAGAUGCACGGCGGGCGGCAAAGGCCGUAUGCGAGCAGAAGCAGCGCGAGUACGCGGAGCUGCUUGCCGUGGACGAGGCCUAUGCGCAGCGCAAGGCGGAGCACAGAGAGAAGAGGAAGCGUAAGGACAAGGACAGGAAGAGGCACCACAGCUCGAGGGAGCGCCCCCGUGGCAACACUGGCAGCAGCGAUGACGAGGCGGAGAGCGAUGAUGACCAGAACGAUGAUAGUGAGGACGAAGAAGGAGUUGCGCUCGACAUCGGCUACUCUCACGCGUCAAGAAGGCCAAAGUUGGCCUCGUCGGGCAAGCGCCGGCUGUCGGCCGAGUCCGGAAGUGGUGUGAAUGGGGCCGCUGUAGCGGUGGGCGCGCGUUGGCAACCGCCGGGCAAUGCCGCUCGAGCAGGUGCUGACCAUAGCACUUUCGGCGAUGGCGUCUCUCGUCGUUCUGCAAAGCCCAUUUCCGGUGAAACGGUACAUGUUGGGCUGGGCAACGCCGAUAGCAAGGGCCGAGACGACCACGAGAAUGCGGCGGACCUGUUCGGGCUCGGUGGGGCGAGUCGGCAGGCGCUGAUGGCGCGAGUUCGCGCAGAGAGCGAGCACUGGCCGACGCAAACUAACGGAGGUGCCACCCAUGCCCAUGCCAGUCGCACAAGAAAUGGUAACGGCGACGGAGGUGCUCCGAACAGUACUCCGAGCACUGCACCUGGCGCUCUCUCGACGCUAGCCGGGCGAGGGGAAGGUGACAGGGGACGUGCCUCGCUGAGCAGCACUCGACCAGUUGGACGGGCGGCAGCAGGAUUCGACCCAAACGGCACGUAUGGGUCUCCAUCGUUCUCUGGGUCGCUCUCUGCCACUGCACCUGCCGGCGCCAACGGAGGCACGGCUACGCUUCGCAUGAAGGCUUCAUCCAUCCCGAUUCCUGACCUGAGCGCAGAUGGCGCCGUGACAGGGCUGGCGAGCACGUACAGCAGUGCCUUUGCUUCGGCGAUGCCGGCUGUCAAUUUGGCCCCGAGCAUCCUGGUGAAGCACGUGAGCGCACGGCAGCAGUCCGACGAUGGUGCAGCCAGCGACGGUCCACUUCACUCAUACGAUCGAACCGCGGUGCCGCGCAGCAGCGCGUUAGCCGGCAGCAACUGCGGCAGCAGUGUGCGCACUGCUGCCGCCCGCAGUCCGUCACCGAACACCUCUGCUCUGAGCGAGCCGGCUUCCCCGAUGCUCUCUCAUACGGCUUCGCGAUCCCCCGCCAGCGUCGCUGGCGGAUCAGGCGGAGGCGGGGGCAGUGGGCUGCGCCACGGUAUCGGGUUCCGCACUUCGUCUACCUCAGUGGACGGUACGGCGUCCUCGUCCGCCUCAUUCACCGGCGCUGCAGACCCCGCUGCCGGUGCGGCAAAGCCAAGCCGCAAAGAGCGCCGUGUGAAGCUGCUCGUGGAUUGA
Leishmania mexicana MHOM/GT/2001/U1103 is the source of this 1860-nucleotide messenger RNA. RefSeq lists its product as hypothetical. The transcript has a single exon. Bases 1 to 1860 code for a protein of 619 amino acids. Gene Ontology annotation, molecular function: protein binding. Lineage: Eukaryota; Euglenozoa; Kinetoplastea; Trypanosomatida; Trypanosomatidae. The record is from RefSeq and is a predicted model, not a curated record.